Exophiala aquamarina CBS 119918 is the source of this 1758-nucleotide messenger RNA. RefSeq lists its product as uncharacterized. The record is from RefSeq and is a predicted model, not a curated record. Gene Ontology annotation, biological process: protein folding in endoplasmic reticulum. The coding region runs from base 1 to 1758 and encodes 585 amino acids. NCBI's taxonomy places the organism in Eukaryota, Fungi, Ascomycota, Eurotiomycetes, Chaetothyriales, Herpotrichiellaceae. The transcript has a single exon. Gene Ontology annotation, cellular component: endoplasmic reticulum membrane; endoplasmic reticulum. Gene Ontology annotation, molecular function: FAD binding; thiol oxidase activity; protein-disulfide reductase activity.
AUGCGCCUACAACACGCCUCACCCUUCUUCCUCGCCUUCUACGUCUUCCUCCGACCACAUUGCGUUCGAGCCGAGCCGCAGUGCGCCAUAGACCCCAAUUCAAUCGUUACCGAUGCAUGCACCUCAUAUUCCGACCUCGAGACUUUAAACGCCCAGUUGGCUCCCUCGCUUGAGGAGCUGACCCAACGAACCGACUUCUUCGCCUAUUAUAGAUUAAACCUGUACAACAAAGUCUGCCCUUUCUGGAGCGACGAGAACUCCCUCUGUGGGAACCGUGCCUGUGCGGUCGACACCAUAGAAGAUGAAAGCGAAAUACCCAUGAUCUGGCGAGCGGAAGAAUUGAGCAAACUGGAGGGGGCGAGGGCCAAACACCCCCCUCGAGCCCUGCAACGAGAGCGGCCCAAGAACAGGCCCUUGCAGUACCAGCUGGGAGAGAAUGUCGAUGAAAGCUGUGUGCUGGAAGACGACGACGAGUGCGACGAGCGAGACUAUUGUAUCCCUGAAGACGAGGGCGCCGCCGGCAAAGGAGACUAUGUCAGUCUGGUCAACAACACCGAAAAAUAUACCGGUUACUCUGGAAUGGGUGCUCGCCAGGUCUGGGAUUCCAUCUACAAGGAGAACUGCUUUUCCACAAAGGCUCCGAGACAUGCAACCCUGCAGCCGAAACCACUUCAAGCCGCCCAAAGCCUUGCGAACAUUUUCCAAGAAUACGGCCGCCACAAAGUCGAUGCUACGGAUGACCUGUAUCCUCUGGACGACGAAUGUCUCGAGCAAAGAGCAUUUUACCGAAUCGUGAGCGGAAUGCACGCUUCGAUCUCGACCCACUUGUGCUGGGAUUUUUUCAACCAGACAACUGGAGAAUGGGUGCGCAAUCUCGACUGCUACAAGGAGAGACUCCACGGCUUCCCCGAGCGGGUGUCCAACGUUUACUUCAACUACGCAAUCCUCACACGUGCGGUCGCGAAGGUCAGGAAGCACCUGGAGUCCUACACAUUCUGCUCCGGAGAUCCAGAUCAGGACUACGAAACCAAGCAGAAGGUCCUCGCAUUGGCCGACAAAGCGGCAUCUGGGCCAAAUACGUUCGACGAGUCUGUCAUGUUUCAGGAUCCCUCUGUGAUCGAUCUCAAGGAUGACUUCCGCAAUCGAUUUCGGAAUGUGUCUCGUCUCAUGGACUGUGUCGGAUGUGACAAAUGCCGACUAUGGGGCAAAGUGCAGACCGCGGGGUACGGCGCCGCAUUGAAAAUCCUAUUCGAAUACGAUGAGAAAAAGAACGGUGAAAAUCCACAUCUGAGGAGAACCGAACUGGUCGCAUUGGUCAACACUCUGGGCCGCGUCAGUCACAGUCUGGAUGCGAUCCAGAGAUUCCGAUAUGCCGUCAACACCGGUGACCACAACGUUCUUGACUCCACAACACCGAUACCCCAGGCAAAAGAGCCAGCCGCUGCAGAGAAAACAGAAAAGGCAUCUGACACGGUGCAUGACGAGGACGAGGACGAGGACGUCGACCUGGACCAAGACCCGUACGAGAGCUCCGAGCACCCGCAACGCGCUGCUCGAACCAUUUCCGAAGAGUUCAGGGACGAGUGGAACCUCGUCUGGCGCACCUACGUAAUGGUUCUGAAAAGCUGGUACGAAAUGCCCUUCAAAUUCGCCGCCAUCAUGGUCAUGGAGCUGAACCGGCUCUGGAACUACUGGAUCGGGCUGCCCGUGCCGCCUCGAUCGUGGGAUUUCCACUUCCCUACCAGGGAUGAGUUGUAA